This is a messenger RNA of Branchiostoma belcheri (Belcher's lancelet), 647 nucleotides long. Its product is annotated as XK-related protein 6-like. Gene Ontology annotation, biological process: engulfment of apoptotic cell; apoptotic process involved in development; phosphatidylserine exposure on apoptotic cell surface. The record is from RefSeq and is a predicted model, not a curated record. The transcript is spliced from 2 exons. NCBI's taxonomy places the organism in Eukaryota, Metazoa, Chordata, Leptocardii, Amphioxiformes, Branchiostomatidae. The coding region runs from base 9 to 647 and encodes 212 amino acids. Gene Ontology annotation, cellular component: plasma membrane.
AUUUGACCAUGGACCAUCCAGAAACCGAUACACCACCUGCAGCCAACCAAAUUCCAGAGGUUGCUACUCCACCUGCACGUACGGGACUGUGCAGCCGCUUUCUGUCAGCCUGGAACUCCAACCCGGUGCAGAUGCGUCUUGUGCUGAUCUCUCUGCUCUUGUACAUGGCUGAUGUUAUCACAGACAUCAUGCUGGCAAAGCAGUAUUAUAGCAAUGGUGAUUAUCACUGGUUUGGCUGGACAAUAGGGUUCGUAAUGGCCCCACCAGCUGUAAUGAACAUUCUAUUAUUAGUGUAUGACAUUGACCUUCUAGAUAUCAAACUGUCACUGAGGAAGUGGGAGAAGUGCCUGUUGAACUUCUCAUGUUUUGCUCUGCCUGUAAUGAAGUAUGUUGAAAUUAUUAAUCUGUUAGAUGGUGGCAAAGAAGUAAAAGAAAGUUUAAAGAAAAACCUCCACCGCUUCCACCUGGUUGAAGUCACGUUGGAAAGCCUCCCUCAGCUGUGUCUGCAAAUUUGCAUCAUUUUCUCCACACAUGAGCAGGUCAGUGUCCUGAAGGUCAUCACCAUGGUGAUAUCACUGCUGGCAGCAGUCAAGGCUGUGGUCACAUAUGUUGGGUUUUGCUUCCCAUGGGACUACACUGGCUGGUGA